Loxodonta africana (African savanna elephant) is the source of this 2687-nucleotide messenger RNA. It is a transcript of the gene KCNK13, whose product is annotated as potassium two pore domain channel subfamily K member 13. Gene Ontology annotation, cellular component: plasma membrane. The transcript has 2 exons. The coding region runs from base 73 to 1305 and encodes 410 amino acids. NCBI's taxonomy places the organism in Eukaryota, Metazoa, Chordata, Mammalia, Proboscidea, Elephantidae. Gene Ontology annotation, biological process: stabilization of membrane potential; potassium ion transmembrane transport. The record is from RefSeq and is a predicted model, not a curated record. Gene Ontology annotation, molecular function: potassium ion leak channel activity; outward rectifier potassium channel activity.
CCCCUGAGGCCUGGGCGAGAGUCACCCAGUGCCUACGCCGCUCCGGCACAGGAUUGUCCCCAGGGCCCGGCCAUGGCCGGCCGGAGUGGCGGCAGCAACUGCAGCCCGGGCCACCUGAACGAGGACAACGCGCGCUUCCUGCUGCUCGCCGCGCUCAUCGUGCUCUACCUGCUGGGCGGUGCCGCCGUCUUCUCGGCGCUAGAGCUGGCGCACGAGCGCCAGGCCAAGCAGCGCUGGGAGGAGCGCAUGGCCAAUUUCAGCCGCCGCCACAAUCUGAGCCGCGAAGAGCUGCGCGGCUUCCUCCGCCACUAUGAGGAGGCCACCGCGGCUGGCAUUCGUAUGGACAACCUCCGCCCGCGCUGGGACUUCACCGGUGCCUUCUACUUCGUGGGCACUGUCGUGUCCACCAUAGGGUUUGGGAUGACGACUCCAGCAACAGUAGGAGGAAAAGUCUUUCUGAUUUUUUAUGGCCUCAUUGGGUGCGCAAGCACCAUCUUGUUCUUCAACCUCUUCCUGGAGCGCCUGAUCACUGUCAUUGCCUACAUUAUGAAAUCAUGCCACCAGCGGCGGCUCCGGAGACGAGGACCCUUGGCCCAGGAGAACCUAAAGGACCCGAGGAAGUCUGAGGUGGAUAGCUUGGCUGACUGGAAGCCCUCGGUGUACUAUGUCAUGCUGAUCCUGUGCCUGGCCUCCCUCCUCAUCUCCUGCUGUGCCUCCGCCAUGUACGCCCCCAUGGAAGGGUGGAGCUACUUUGACUCAUUAUACUUCUGUUUUGUGGCUUUCAGCACCAUUGGUUUUGGGGACCUCGUCAGCAGCCAGAAUGCCCAGUAUGAGAGCCAAGGCCUUUACCGCUUUGCCAACUUUGUCUUCAUCCUUAUGGGCGUCUGCUGCAUCUACUCCUUGUUUAAUGUCAUCUCCAUCCUCAUCAAACAGUCUGUUAACUGGAUCCUGAGGAAAAUGGACAGCGAGUGCUGCCAACGAUGCCAAAGAAGACUGUUCCGGUCACGGAGGAAUGUGGUCAUGCCGGACAGUGUCCGUAACCGGUGCAACAUUUCUAUAGAAACAGAUGGGGUGAUGGAGAGCGACACAGACGGGCGGCGUCUCUCGGGGGAGAUGAUCUCCAUGAAGGACUUCUUGGCAGCCAACAAGGUCUCACUGGCCAUCCUCCAGAAGCAGCUGUUCGAAACGGCCAAUGGCUGCCCCCGCCAGACCAGCACACUAUCCCGGGAAAAUGAAUUUUCAGGGGGUGUAGGAGCCUUGGCAAUAAUGAACAACAGGUUGGCAGAGACAAGUGGGGACAGGUAGAAGCAAGGAGUGGACACUUGGUAUGGAGGCCUGGGGGACAGUGGGGAAUGAGGGGAUUGUCAUCCAAAGGACCAGCUCAGCUUUGUGUCUUGGCUUGGUUCAUUUUGGAAGCUGCUCUUUUUAGCCUAUUCAAGCCGAAUUUGAUCCCUGGGUGAUGCUAACAGUUCAGCGCUAGGCUACGAACCAAAAGUUUGGUGCUUCGAACCCACCCAGAGGAACCUUGGCAGAAAGACCUGGUGAUCUCCUUCCAAAAGGUCCACAGCCUGUGGAGUGCAGUUCUACUCUGAAAUACAUGGGGGUGCUACAAGUCAGGAUCGUCUCCACAACAACUGGUUUGGCUUUAGUUUAGGCCCAACUUGAGAAAUUGGAUCUUUCUGGCUCCAACAACCACCUCCCAGGGCUCUGUGAAUGUGAAGCCUCAAUGCCUUUCUCUUUAUUCUUUAAAUCAGUCUUUUAAAAAUGAAUCACAAAACAGCAUAAGAGAUUGCAUUAUUUCUUUACUCAUCUUGCUCCAGGUUUAACUGCCCAAAGGAGGUAGGGUUUCCUGCAGCUCUAUUCUUCUGUUGGAAAUAAAGACCCUGAAGAUCCUGGUUUUUCCCUGGAACUCUGACUGAAUUCACUGCCUCACUCUUUCAGAAAAAGAUGGGGGUGGGGGGGUGGUACUGGAAUAUAUUGGAGCUUCCCUUCUCAUGGACCUCCUUCAGAACAGGUCAGUGGGAAGUACCAUGGACAGGGAAAACAUCUGUUCCACCUUUUAUACUUGCUGGUCUGAUUUUGGGGUUUUCUUUUUAAAAGAUCUUAAUGCUUGGCUAAGAUGUUAUCUCCUUUAGGUUGUGGCUCUCUGUGAGACCUCAGUGUGGUAAGAAAGCUAAAUUCUGCCUCAGGCCUUUAAACUGCAGUGAGGUGGUGGGGCUCACUUUCGUAAAUGAAGAACACAGCUUAUUAACACUUUCUCUUUGAAUGGGCACAUAAACCAUUUCAUUUUUACCAGGCCUUGGGGCCCCAUUGCAAAAAUAACAUCUGAGUAUUUAUUAGAACUGAAAAUUUAAUAAAUUCCUCACUUUAUUAACCAAGAUUACGUGAGUGCUCAUUAUGGACAGUGGGGGAAAACACCUAAUUAAGCAUUUAUUGUGUCAGAGAGAAAGGAAAGGGGAAAUUAGCCUAAAGGCCUUUAGGGAUAUGAGCAUCAUCUUGGAGUGUUGGCUGGAGAAACAUUCUAGGCCAGAUAAUGAAAUUUGGCUUCUCUUGUCUAAUCCAUUUUAGUCCUGCCUUUUGGAACUGUAACAAGUCUAGUUCAAUAACUUCCAAGCAAUCAAAACGUGCACAUAGGGAAAAAGACUCUUGGUCUUCUUCAUAUAUGAAGAAGAGAACAUUACAGGGAU